Messenger RNA from Aspergillus steynii IBT 23096, 3488 nucleotides. RefSeq names its product oxysterol-binding protein related protein OSH3. The transcript has 2 exons. The coding region runs from base 341 to 3238 and encodes 965 amino acids. Gene Ontology annotation, biological process: ER to Golgi ceramide transport; maintenance of cell polarity; endocytosis. The record is from RefSeq and is a predicted model, not a curated record. Gene Ontology annotation, cellular component: intracellular membrane-bounded organelle; plasma membrane; cytosol. Gene Ontology annotation, molecular function: sterol binding. NCBI's taxonomy places the organism in Eukaryota, Fungi, Ascomycota, Eurotiomycetes, Eurotiales, Aspergillaceae.
CUCGUUCUGGUCUCUGCCACCCCACCUCCCCGUUCGGCCUCGGCUUCGUUCUUUAUCGUCGGUUAUCCGGGGCGUGUUCUUCCCUGUCCUUCUUCGGGAUCUUGGCCAGUGGGGAAUCCAACAAUCCUGUCCCGAUUGUUUCCCCAACCUGACAUCAGCCGCGCCUCGCCCACCUCUUGUCCGUCCUUUCCGGCCACGCAUCCUCAUCGCCCUCCUUGGGAAUCGAAAACAUUCUUCUUUUCCAUCGUCGUUCUAUCUCCUCCGUGUACUUGGCUCCUUCAAGUACCAAUUCCGCCUCGUUCCACUCUAGUGUGUCGGCUGCUUCCUCCCCCGCGCAAAUAUGGCGGCCAUGGAGGAAUUGGAGAUCCAUAGCAAGUCCUACUUUGUUCGCUGGGUGAAUGUCAAACCCGGCCAUACCAUCUCUUGGAGCAUUCAGCCGCAUAAGAAGUCCCUCAAUUUCGGAAUUUUCAAGCAUCCCGGUCAUUCCGCCGUCUUGAGCUCCAAUGGUCUAUCGGCCGGAGAUUCUCACAGUACCGACUCGACCGAAAACCUGCCAUCCACCGGAAGCUCGCGAUCGAAUUCAUCCGCCUCGAUUCUCGACCGGUUGGCAGGCUUCGGCCUGAAGCAGAUCCGCUGGCUCGGCAAAUGCGAGGCUGAAAAGAUCGUAAAGGGCACCUACGACGUGCCCGCCAACGAGGGCGGAAACUAUGCGCUUGUGUUUGACAACACCUUUUCCAAACAGAUCUCCAAGACCGUGACCCUCGUCCUGCUCACUUACCCCACGGCGCUGCCUCCGCAGUCGGUCCCGGUCCCUCAUGCCGCCAGCCAGCCGUCUCAGGCGACGGAUGCGCCCGAGACUACGACCUCGCGGCGACGGGGCAACAGUACGGCCAAAUCACUCCCGCAGACUAUUGACUGCGAUUCGGGCCUGAUCCACACCGGCAUCCUGCACAAGCGACGCAGAAAGCGGCAUCAGGGAUGGGCAAGACGGUUCUUCUCACUGGAUUUCAAAACCUCGACCCUGUCCUAUUAUCACGACCGCAAUUCCUCCGCUUUGCGAGGCUCGAUUCCCCUCUCUCUGGCGGCCGUGGCGUGUAAUGAGAAAACCCGCGAGAUUUCCAUCGACUCCGGCACCGAGAUCUGGCACUUACGUGCAAGCAACGACGAGGAAUUCAUUUCGUGGAAACGAGCCCUCGAGAAGGCCUCUUCUUCCAAGACCCCGGCCGAAGAAGUUCUGUCACCGGAGCCGCUACUGCGCGUGCCGUCGCAGCGUUUCGGACCCCCCGUGUCCGAUGAUCGCGAGUGGGGUCGUAUUGAAGGACUGGUUAGCCAGGUAUCGGGGUCGAGAGACCUCAUCCGUCGGCUGGCGAGAGAUACGGAUCCGAAGUACUUGAGCAGCGCCAGUGCAGUUGAGCGACCUCGUGCCCGAUCUCCGAGCCCUCCUCCCCGCGAGCCCAACGGCGGUGAUGCCGAAUCGCGAGAAAAGCGCCCGUUUUGGAAGCGCAAGACCAGCUCGGCCGCCCAACAAAAACGGCCUCCGACCGCCGUCGCUGCCUCCUCGUCCUCUCAGCUGGCCGUGCCGGCUCCCGGCGCCGGCGAUACUGGCUCCCUCUCCGGUGAUCGGAAACCGAGCAGUAUUUCCAGUCACCCCGAUCAGAUUGAAGAGAUUCAUGAACAUCUGCUGACAGUUCUCCGCGACCUGGAUAAUGCCGUGAGCGAGUUUUCAACUCUGAUCGCGGAGAGCAAGCAGCGGCGAGAGCAGCAGCCCAGUCUCCCCAUCCAAUCCCGCCGCAGCUUUGAGUCGGACGUGUCGCAGGAGUUCUUCGAUGCCGUUGACGGUGGCGACGCGUCUCCCCUACUGACCAUCCAGGACAGCGACGACGAAGCCGCCGACGGCGCCACGAGCCCCGACGCUGCGACUUCCAAGCCCGAGGAAGACGUGGUGAUCGAUGACGCGCCUUCAGACAGCGAGGACGAAGAAUCCGACGUCCCUGCACCCAAUAGCGACCGCUUUUCCUCUUUGUUCCCCAUCCGUCCCAAGUCUCUCACCCCGUUGCCACUCAGCAAUGUGCCUCGCCGCUCGAACAUCACUGCUCCCACGGUGAUGCCCCCUAGUCUGAUUGGGUUCCUCCGCAAAAAUGUCGGCAAGGAUCUGUCGCAAAUCUCUAUGCCGGUAUCUUCCAACGAACCGCUGUCUCUCCUGCAACGUGCGGCCGAGGUGGUGGAAUAUUCGCCCCUCCUCGAUCAUGCAGCCAGCGCUUCCGACCCUGUCGAGCGACUUGUCUACGUGACCGCGUUCGCCCUUUCGUCACUGUCCAACGGCCGGGUCCGCGAGCGCGCGAUCCGCAAGCCCUUCAACCCCAUGCUCGGCGAGACGUACGAACUUGUCCGCGAAGAUCUCGGAUUCCGGUUCAUCGCCGAGAAGGUUUCACACCGACCCGUGCAGCUGGCGUACCAGGCGGACAGCAAGGACUGGAGCCUUGCCCAAUCCCCCAUGCCGACGCAGAAGUUCUGGGGUAAGUCGGCUGAGAUCAUCACGGACGGCAAAAUGCGCCUGACCCUGCACACCACCGGCGAGCAUUUCAGCUGGUCCUCGGCCACCUGCUUCCUGCGCAACAUCAUCGCCGGCGAGAAGUAUGUCGAGCCGGUCGGUGAAAUGUCUCUGGCCAACGAAACCAGCGGCCAGAAGACCGUCUCCGUCUUCAAGGCCGGCGGCAUGUUCUCCGGCCGCAGCGAAGAAGUCAGCACCAAGGCCGUGGACUCGUCCGGCCGUGAGCUCCCCCUGGGCCUAACCGGCACCUGGACCACCUCCCUCCAACUCACCAAGAACGGCUCGCCCACGGGCACCACCGUCUGGAAGGCCGGGCCCCUGGUGUCCAACGCCCCCAAACACUACGGUCUCACCACGUUCGCCUCGGCCCUGAACGAAAUCACCCCCAUCGAAUCCAACAAGCUGCCCUCGACCGACUCGCGUCUGCGACCGGACCAGCGCGCCCUGGAGGACGGCGACGUGGACCGCGCCGAGGAAGUCAAGGUGAAGCUCGAGGAGGGCCAGCGCGCGCGCCGCCGCGAGAUGGAAGCCACGGGCGAGUCGUGGACGCCACGGUGGUUCACCCGCGUGGACGACGACGGCGGCGAUGACGAAGUCGCCUGGCGGUUGAAAUCCGGCAAGGACGGAUACUGGGAGGAACGGUCCCGAGGGAGCUGGUCUGGUGUGGUCCCGGUGUUUGAACAGUAGCGAAGCUACCUAGGUAUCUAUCUACUGUCUUUUGUAUAUCUCUCUUGGGUGGGACAUAUAGAAUCAAAUGUGCAGGGGCUAUUUUUGUGUGCACUGUACAUUUUAUUGAAGUUUACUUGACCUUGAUUUCAUCCCUUCCUCUACUUAUAUUCCCCAUUUCUUUCGGUUCAGAGAGUACUAUUCUUCUACUUCUACUAGUUAGAUUUUUCUUCUGAGACAAUCUCCUAAAUAUUUGAUGUAUAGAAAAUAG